Messenger RNA from Fusarium keratoplasticum, 729 nucleotides. RefSeq names its product Clat-adaptor-s domain-containing protein. The transcript is spliced from 2 exons. Gene Ontology annotation, cellular component: intracellular membrane-bounded organelle. The coding region runs from base 1 to 729 and encodes 242 amino acids. NCBI's taxonomy places the organism in Eukaryota, Fungi, Ascomycota, Sordariomycetes, Hypocreales, Nectriaceae. Gene Ontology annotation, biological process: vesicle-mediated transport; protein transport. The record is from RefSeq and is a predicted model, not a curated record.
AUGACGUCGUGUUCCAAAGCAGGUACGUACCAUCCCGGUCAUCGGCAUCGUCAGCGCCGCAAGCACCUCAACAGCCCCACCAUCAACCUGCUUCACACUCGCAUCUCGACACGCGCCGACUACAGCAAGAGGUGGAAUGACGGAUUUCAACUCUCAAUCAUGAUUAAUGCUUUUUUGGUCUUCAAUGGCCAAGGUCAGCCUCGCCUGACAAAGUUCUAUACCCAGCUCGAAACGAGCAUCCAGCAGCGCCUCAUCUCUGAGAUCUUUACCCUCGUGUCUAAUCGACCGGCCGGAUCCUGCAACUUCCUGCCUCUCCCACCGCUGCUUGCCGCCUCCGGUACUUCGCACACCUCAUCAGAGGAGCAGAACGAUGUCCCCUCGCUGGUGACAUACCGCCACUAUGCGACCCUCUUCUUCAUCAUCAUCUCGACCUCGACCGAGUCGCCGCUCGCCCUCAUCGAUCUGAUCCAGGUCUAUGUCGAGGCCCUUGAUAAACUUUUCGAGAAUGUCUGCGAGUUGGACUUGAUCUUCAACUUCGAGACGCUACAUGCUACGCUUUCGGAAAUGAUUAUAGGAGGCGUCGUAAUAGAAACAAAUCUGGACCGCAUCGUCGCGGGAGUCAAGGCGCAGGGAACAGUCGCAAAGCGACCGGUGAACGAGGGAAGGGGACCCUCAGGCCUGGGGGCUGGGCUCGGCAUGGGUGCUAACUUUGCCUGGACGGGCCGGUGA